Molecule: messenger RNA, 3487 nt
Organism: Oreochromis aureus
Lineage: Eukaryota; Metazoa; Chordata; Actinopteri; Cichliformes; Cichlidae
Gene: tlr3
Product: toll-like receptor 3
Exons: 5
Coding region: 351-3089 (912 amino acids)
Biological process (GO): immune response; inflammatory response; toll-like receptor signaling pathway
Cellular component (GO): membrane
Molecular function (GO): transmembrane signaling receptor activity; protein binding
Source: RefSeq, a predicted model, not a curated record
CACGCCUUCCUGAAUCCUGUCUACGGUCUACACGCAAGUCCAAAAAAAUAUGUUCGGAAACUAGAGACGUUAAAUCACCCGAAGUGUCUCUGGAGUGUAGGAUAUGAUGCAUAUAAAUUUUAUGCAAACUUAAUAUCUCAAUACUGUGGCUAUCCGCCUGCGUAAAAUGGUUAGGUCUCCAGUGGAUCCCCACCACCGAAGAAGAAGCGAAACCAGAGUUUCGUUUCCUCAUAAGCGCUGCUGUGGCUGUGUGCAUUCAGCGAUAGAAGCUGUGCAGCUGCAAGAGGGGAUCUUCUAUCUGGACUCUGACUGUCGAAGGUAUUGUGCAAUGUCCACAUCUGUUCUUUGAAAUGAUGUGCGCCCAUCAUGCCCGUCUCCUGUCAUGGAUCCUCGUCACGUGUUGUGUUUUGACGGGACCGUACCAUUGCGAUGCCUCUGAGAAGAAGACCUCCUGCUAUGUGGAAGACGGCCGAGCUGACUGCAGUCGCCUCCGCCUCAGUGCGAUCCCUUCAGACCUUCCCAGGAACAUCACCAGCCUGGAUGUGUCCCACAACAUACUGAGAGGGAUUACCCCGCCGUCACUAAGCCCGUACCCUGGCCUCCUGCACCUCGACGCCGGUUACAACAGCAUCACCAAGGUGGACGCGGGUUUGUGCCAAACACUGCCUCUGCUGCAGACGUUGAACCUGGAACACAAUCAGGUGCAUUUGCUGAAGACUGGAGAUAUGAGCCACUGCACCAGACUGACAUCGUUGAACUUGGCUAGUAAUAGACUAAAGCUGCAGGGAGAACCCUUCUCGUCACUGCAGAACCUAACCUUUCUAGAUGUUUCCAAAAACAAACUGCAGUCACCCAAGCUCGGCUCUCAGCCUCAGCUGCCCAGCCUGGUGAACUUCAGCCUGGCAUUCAAUGAGUUCACCACUCUGAAGAAAGAUGACUUUUCAUUUCUUGACCAUUCAUCCUCUCUGCAAGUCCUCAACCUGUCAUCUGUGCCUUUAAAAACAUUGGAGCCCGGCUGCUUUCAGGCCAUUUCAGGCCUGCGCACUUUAAUCAUGGAUGGAGGCAACUUGGGAACUCUGAUGGUUUCCAAACUGUGCUCAGAGUUGUCUGGAACAGCCAUUGAUGCUCUCUCUCUUCGAAAAAUGAGUCUGGUCAUGGUCACAAACAAAACCUUUAUGGGACUGCAGAAGACAAAUCUAACCUUCUUGGAUCUGUCCAGUAAUGCCAUGGGUCAAAUUGAAGAAGGCUCAUUUCAGUGGCUAUCUAAUCUUCAGACUCUAAAUUUGUCGCACAAUAACAUCAAGCACCUGACCAACAGGACAUUUCAGGGGCUCAGUAGAUUGAAAAAACUGGCACUUACAGAAGCACUGGUGAAAGGUCGUACCUCUUCCCCAGUUAUCGAUGAUUUUGCUUUCCAGCCAUUAGGCAUGCUAGAGAGUCUGAUGUUACAGAGGACUGCAAUCAGGGAAAUCGGAGAGCACACCUUUGCAGGCUUGAAAAGUCUUAAAAAACUUGACAUAAGCUGGAUUAACUGUCCGUCACUCCGAAACAUCACCAACAAGACCUUAGCGUCUCUUGCAGAUUCACCAGUCAGAUGGCUAAAUCUCAUAAAUACAAAUAUAGCGCAGAUCAAUCCCGGAAGCUUCUCUGCUUUGAGAAACCUCACCGUUCUUCUUUUAGAUUACAACCAUAUCAAGCAAACUUUGACAGGCAGAGAAUUUGAAGGCCUAGAUCAGGUUCAGGAGAUUCACAUGAGCAAUAACUUCCAGUCAAUUGACCUAAGCUCCAGUUCCUUUGUUAAUGUGCCCAACCUUAGAGUCCUGACUUUGGGGAGAAGUCUUAAAGCUUUAGCCCUAAACCUAGAUCACUCUCCAUUCAAACCCCUGACCAACCUCUCUGUCUUGGAUCUCAGCAACAACAAUGUUGCUAACAUCAAAGACAAUCUGCUAGAGGGGCUUGCAAACCUAAAGGUGUUGAAACUCCAGCACAACAACUUGGCCCGACUGUGGAAGAGUGCCAACCUUGGUGGGCCGGUGUUGUUUCUCAAAGAUGCGCAGAGGUUGGAAUCCUUACAGAUGGAUUAUAAUGGACUGGAUGAGAUCCCACUGAAGGCUUUGAAAGGUUUGACUCACCUCAGGGAGCUAAGCCUUAGCAACAAUCUCAUAAACAGUCUCAAGGACUCUGUUUUCGAUGACCUGAAGUCACUGCAGGUAUUACGUUUUGAGAAGAACUCGAUCACAAGCGUGAGACCUGAAGUGUUUCGUACUCCCAUGAGCAACCUCACCCAGCUUAUCAUGGGCAGAAAUCCAUUCGACUGCACGUGCGAGAGCAUCCUGUGGUUCGUGACGUGGUUGAAUACCACAAAUACGACGAGUGUGCCAAAUGUCAGGGACGAGUAUGUGUGCAACACUCCACGAGCUUACUUUAACCACUCCAUCAUGGAUUUCGACCCCCUUUCUUGCAAAGACAUGACCCCAUUUCAGACUCUUUACAUAGUGAGCAGCACAGCCGUCAUCAUGCUAAUUGUAACCGCACUCACGGUGCGGUUUCAUGGCUGGAGGAUCCACUUUUACUGGAACAUAAUGAUCAAUCGCACAUUAGGAUUCAGUGAUGCCAAAGUUGACGAAGGCAGAGAAUAUGAGUACGACGCUUAUGUCAUACGUGCGGAGGAAGACUCCAGUUGGGUGGAGAGGAGGUUGGUCCCUUUAGAGAAUGAAAAGUGCCAGUUUUGUUUAGAGGAUCGAGAUUCAGUCGCUGGCAUGUCACAGGUGGAAUCCAUUGUGACAAAUAUGAAAAAGUCCAGAAAAAUCAUGUUUGUCGUCACCGAAAGUCUCCUCAAAGAUCCCUGGUGUAGACGAUUUAAAGUCUAUCAUGCGCUUCAGCAAGUCAUCGAAGAAAGCAGGGACUCAGUCAUCCUGGUCUUUCUUCAGGAUGUGCACGACCACAAGUUGUUUCACUCACUCUUCCUCCGCAGAGGAAUGUUACGUCCACGUUGCAUUCUGGACUGGCCUGUCCAUAAGGAAAGGAUAGCAGCAUUUCACCAGAAGCUUCUCAUUGCGCUCGGCUUGACUAAUCGGCUGAAGGACUGACUGUUUAUCUUUGAUAAUCAUGACAGAUAUCAUUCUUACUUCCUUCAACAAUAAAGACAGGAUUUGACGACCUCAAGUGUAUUCUAAAUGAUGAAUUUCACAACUCAGUGUAUAUCAGUAAUGAUGUAUACAGGCAGAGACCGCCUUCACUUAACUUUAAUGCACACCCAGUGAUUUUAUUCUACAAGCAGCUUAAAAUAUGACAGAAAUCAUUCCGUUUGGAAAAGAACCUCAGGGGUUCUUAGUAGGCUUUAAAGGGUAAAAGAAUUAACAUUAGCUAGUGUUUGUAUGUUCCUUCCAAUUUCUGAUUGUGUUGCCUUUUGUAUAAACAUUGCACUAUAUUACAAGAGUUGUAUUUUUGCAUAAUAAAUGCAAUAAAACGAUAUAAAUAUUUUAAA